AUGGAUAAUAAUGUGGGUAGUUGUGAUAUGGACAAUCCUGACGUUAUAUCAGAAGUGGGAUCGAACGAACAUCAAUCGGAAAACAUAAAAUCUGCGGAUGGCCCCGCGGCGACAAGACUGCUCUCGAAUAUGGAGUAUAUGUUAUCCCGUAUUAGUGCAAUGUCACAACCAUCUACCGCUGUCAAUACUGUUAAACUAAUUGAAUUUGAUCCUAACGAUCCAGAGGCUGACGUUGAAGGUUGGUGUAAUGUCACCGAAAUCAUAGUGCAAGAAAAGCGUCUUGAGGGUGUGGAAUUGCUUAUAGCACUUACCAAAGCGCUUAAGGGUCAGGCUGCGACUUUCUUAACCAAAAUAAACCUCCAAGACCUAAAAUGGAGUACUGUUAAAGAUACUUUGUUAGCAAGAUUCGCUAAGCCUAAAUUCAUACAAGACCAUUUCGAUGAUAUUUUAAAAUUUCAAAUUGGUUCUAAAGAAACCGCGCCAGAGUCAGCACUGCGUUUAUGGAACUUGAUCGAGCGCAUACCAAAAGUUGAAUUCCCUGAGGAAGUUAUUACAGGAUUCGUAAUAUCGGUGUUAUGUCAAAAAGACUAUGUUAUACGAAGAGAAUUGACUACACAUGUGAUUGCUACUCGCGCUCAAUUAUUUCGGGUUCUAGGUGGUAUAUCACUGAAGCGACGGUCAGAUGUUAAUAAUGGAAAUCAAGAGCCUGACGUAAAGCGGUCACGGAUUGACUCGAAAUUUCCUGGAAAAUGCCAUUGGUGUGGAGUGUCUGGUCAUAGACAAGCUGACUGUAGAAAGCGAAAGGAAGAUAUCAACACUGCGAAGAUCCAGGAUCAAUCAAGCUCUACUUCUACACGUGGUCAAGACAAUCUAACUGUUUGCUGUUACACGUGUGGGAAGCGUGGUCAUGUUUCUACUGCCUGCCCAGAAAAGAAGAUGAAGGACGGGAUUGAACGAAGGGAAGUCAACCUAUGUGGACAUCGGCUUUCGAGAUCUACCUUAGAGACAUCCACUGGUGAGAGAUUUCCAUUUUUAUUUGAUAGUGGAUCGUCCUGUUCCCUUUUGACUGAGAGUAUCCGCGACCGGUUCCCGGGUAUUGUACGCAAUAAUACUGUGUAUCUUACUGGUAUAGGAGGUGAUGAAGUACAAUGCACUUCACAAAUAUUAAGUACAGUAAAAAUCAACGAUAUCUCGGUUGAUCUAGUAUUCCACGUCAUACCUGAUUCAGUAAUUUCUGUGCCAGUUAUAGUAGGUAGAGAUAUUUUAAAUGAGGGUUUUUGCGUUACGAUAGAUGACGACAAACUUAUGUUCAGGACCAAGGAGCGCGCGAACUUUUGCGAAAAUAAGAAGGUUGGGUUUGAUUUUUCCCUAAUCGAUACAGAUUUGGAAGGGGAGGAUAAAAUAUUGCUGUCAAAGAUAAUUAAUAAAUAUUCAAGUUAUUUUAUCGACAGUCAACCUACGCGGCGCGUUAAAACGGGACAGUUAGAGAUUAAAUUAAUAAAUCCUUUUAAAGUAGUUCGUAGAUCGCCUUAUCGCCUAGCACCCGUAGAGAAAGAAAUAGUCCGCGAAAAGGUAAGACAACUGUUAGAUGCAGGUAUCAUUCGGGAGAGUUCUUCCCCUUUCGCUAGUCCAAUACUCCUUGUGAAGAAAAAGGAUAAUACAGAUAGGAUGUGCGUUGACUAUCGGGAACUAAAUUCAAACACACAACCCGAACAUUAUCCCUUGCUCCGAAUUGAGGAGCAAAUAGAUCAACUUAAUGGCGCUAAUUACUUUUCCUCACUGGAUAUGGUCAGUGGAUUCCACCAAAUUUUGAUUCACCCCAAUUCAAUUCAUAUGACCGCAUUUGUAACACCAGAGAGCCAAUACGAGUAUCUCGCGAUGCCUUUCGGAUUACGCAAUGCACCGUCAGUUUACCAGAGAUGCAUCACAAAAGCACUGUAUAACCUCACUGAUAAGCCUCUCAUCUAUAUGGAUGAUGUUUUGUGUUAUUCCCCUAAUAUUCCGCAGGGUUUAGAGCGUCUGGAUAAAGCGUUGAAUGCCCUAACUUCAGCAGGUUUUUCAUUUAAUCCUCAAAAGUGUAAGUUUAUGAAACAAAAAAUAGAGUAUCUUGGUUAUUCUUUGCAGUCUGGCGAAAUUAGACCCAAUUCCCGUAAAAUUCAGGCAUUAGUCGAGGCACCCUCACCAAGUACAGCUUCACAAGUUUUUUCGUCAAUUUCUCGGGUUAGCAUCAUAUUUUAG
Danaus plexippus (monarch butterfly) is the source of this 2238-nucleotide messenger RNA. RefSeq lists its product as uncharacterized. Bases 1 to 2238 code for a protein of 745 amino acids. NCBI's taxonomy places the organism in Eukaryota, Metazoa, Arthropoda, Insecta, Lepidoptera, Nymphalidae. Gene Ontology annotation, molecular function: nucleic acid binding; zinc ion binding; aspartic-type endopeptidase activity. The record is from RefSeq and is a predicted model, not a curated record. The transcript has a single exon. Gene Ontology annotation, biological process: proteolysis.